AUGGGCUGGAAUUCAUGGAACACCUUCAAGUCCAACAUCAACACCUCAGUGGUCGAGACCACCGUCCAACUGUUCGAGGACCUCGGCCUCAAAGAUGCCGGCUACGAGUAUAUCCUCCUGGACGAGGGAUGGUCCGAUUACUCGCGCACCGCAGAGGGAUACCUCCAGCCCAACUUGACCUCGUUCCCCAACGGCAUCAAACCGCUUAUAGACGAUAUCCACGCCAAGGGUCUAAAGAUCGGCUUGUAUGGCGAUAGCGGGAUCCUAACCUGCGGCUUUCGGCCAGGGAGCUGGGGGUAUGAGGAGCGGGAUGCGCAGACGCUCGCGGGCUGGGGUGUGGAUUACUGGAAGUAUGACAACUGCGGAGGAUUCCAGGCCAUGACGGAGCCGCCGCAGGUGCGCUUUGGGGUCAUGCAAAAGGCGCUGGAAUUGUCCGGUCGGGAGAUUUUCUACUCGGUUUGUGAGUGGGGGUAUCAGUUUCCGUGGCAUUGGGGAGGCAAGAUCGGUCAUUCCUAUCGCAUGUCGGGCGACAUCACCGCCAAAUUCACCAACGAGACGGGCUGCGCCUGCAAGACGGCCUACUGCCUCAACACCGGGUAUGCGGGCUGCUCGGUACUGAGCAUCAUCCGCAAGAUGCGCGAGAUCAGCCAGUACCAGACCCCGGGGCACUGGCUCGACAUGGACAUGCUGGAGAUCGGCAACGGUGACAUGACGCUGUACCAGCAGCAGACCCAUUUUGCAUUUUGGGCGGCGCUCAAGUCUCCGCUGAUUAUUGGGGCGGACUUGGCCAAGCUGUCGAAUGAGAGCGUGGCUGUUCUCAAGAAUAAGGGUAUUAUUGCAGUCAACCAGGACUCGCUAGGCCAGGCGGUGCAUUAUAUCGAGUCUGCCAGUAAAGAGGGGGCAUGGCAGGUAUGGGCUGGCCAGGUGAAAGGUGGAUUCGUGGUUCUUCUGUUGAAUGAGAAGAGCUAUCCCCAGGCUCUGUCGGUCUCGUUUGCGGAUCUGGGAUUGAACAUCAAGGGCCCCGUCAAGGUCACCGAGCUGUGGUCUGACAGGUCAUUGGGAAAGAUGGAUGGUUACAAGGGCGUGCUGCAGCCUUAUCAGACGCUGGUGUUUAGACUACAAUUUUGA
Molecule: messenger RNA, 1128 nt
Organism: Aspergillus novofumigatus IBT 16806
Lineage: Eukaryota; Fungi; Ascomycota; Eurotiomycetes; Eurotiales; Aspergillaceae
Product: glycoside hydrolase family 27 protein
Exons: 2
Coding region: 1-1128 (375 amino acids)
Biological process (GO): carbohydrate metabolic process
Molecular function (GO): hydrolase activity, hydrolyzing O-glycosyl compounds
Source: RefSeq, a predicted model, not a curated record